Molecule: messenger RNA, 589 nt
Organism: Morus notabilis
Lineage: Eukaryota; Viridiplantae; Streptophyta; Magnoliopsida; Rosales; Moraceae
Product: cytochrome c oxidase subunit 6b-2
Exons: 4
Coding region: 140-373 (77 amino acids)
Cellular component (GO): mitochondrion; respiratory chain complex IV
Source: RefSeq, a predicted model, not a curated record
GGUCUCCUUUAUAAUAGAAUUGGAUUUUUCUUAUUUUUUAUUUUUCCAUCUUUUCUCUUUUGGCUGCUUUCCUAAGACCUCUGUUUUUCCGAAUUGUGGAAAACUCCCGAGUUAUUGUCUUUCUUUGAUCCGAUCAGUCAUGGCCGAGAUUGCGCUCAAAACAGCACCUGCUGAUUUUCGUUUCCCCACUACAAAUCAAACUAGACACUGUUUCACUCGUUACAUUGAAUUCCACAGGUGCUUGGCAGCAAAGGGUGAAGAGUCUGGUGAAUGUGAGAAAUUCGCAAGAUAUUACCGUUCUCUCUGUCCUGGUGAAUGGGUUGAGAAGUGGAAUGAGCAGAGGGAGAAUGGAUGUUUCCCAGGCCCUCUCUAAUGUUUGCAUUGCUCUUGGAUGAUCUCUACUUCAUAUGAAGAUUUGCUUAUUUUCUCAAGUUAGUUGCAUGACAUUCUUGUUGGAUUUUUGUUAAUAAGGCGACAUAUGGGAUCUCUCUGAACCUUUUCUUUUCCUUUGGUGAAAUGUGGACAAGUUGUUCAUGGGCAAAGGCCCUGACAUGACAUUCAAAUUUUAAUGAUGUUUCGGUUUACUGUC